AUGGAAAGUGGUGCAGUUCUGCUGGAAUCCAAAUCCUCACCAUUCAACCUUCUGCAUGAAAUGCAUCAGCUGCGCCUUCUUGGUCACCUGUGUGAUGUGACUGUCAGCGUGGAGUACCAGGGUGUCCGCGAAGAGUUCAUGGCUCAUAAGGCUGUGCUGGCAGCCACCAGCAAGUUCUUUAAAGAAAUGUUUCUUAACGAGAAGACUGUGGAUGGUACGAGGACUAAUGUCUACCUAAAUGAAGUGCAAGUUGUUGACUUUGCUUCAUUUCUUGAGUUUGUCUACACUGCGAAGGUACAGGUAGAGGAAGAUCGGGUGCAGCGAAUGCUGGAAAUGGCCGAGAAACUGAAAUGUCUGGACUUAUCGGAAACUUGUUUUCAGUUGAAGAAGCAGAUGUUAGAGUCGGUACUUCUGGAGUUGCAGAACUUCUCCGAGUCACAGGAGGCAGAAGGGAGUAGUGGCUCCCAAGCCACCAUUGCCCCUGACCCCAGGGCAAGUCCCACUGUGGACAGUCCUCUUGCUAACGGCCUCGGGGAUUCCUCAGAUCCCCCAGCAGAGACAAUCAGCAAUGGUGUGUUGCCAGAUAUGCCCCCCAGGAAGUCCAAGGAGAAACCAGACAAGAAAAAAGAUGCAGUCAAGCCUCCCUACCCAAAAAUCAGAAGGGCCAGUGGAAGGCUGGCUGGAAGAAAGGUGUUUGUGGAAAUCCCUAAAAAGAAAUACACAAGAAGGCUCCGGGAGCAGCAGAGAAGUGCCGAGGACAACAUGGGGGACUACUGCAGCCCCCAGGACCCUAACCCGGAUGCCAUGGGUGCAGAAAUGGAGCCCGUCACAAAACAUGAAGAAUGUGGCACGGCAGUGGAGGCAGUGCAGGUGCUGCCAAAAGUGGGUGGCCGGGAGGACGCAGGCCGUCGGGAGGAGGACGAGGACGAGGAUGAGGAGGGUGAGAAGAGGAAGAGCAACUUCAAAUGCACUAUCUGUGAGAAAGCCUUUCUUUAUGAGAAGAGCUUCCUGAAGCACAUCCGGCACCAUCACGGAGUGGCCACUGAGGUGGUUCACCGCUGCGAUACGUGCGGCCAGACCUUUGCCAACCGCUGCAACCUCAAGAGCCACCAGCGCCACGUGCACAGCAGCGAGCGCCACUUCCCAUGCGAGCUAUGCGGCAAGAAGUUCAAGAGGAAGAAGGACGUCAAGCGGCACGUGGUGCAGGUGCACGAGGGUGGCGGCGAGCGACACCAGUGCCAGCAGUGCGGCAAGGGCCUGAGCUCUAAGACGGCGCUGCGGCUGCAUGAGCGGACGCACACGGGCCACAAGCCGUAUGGCUGCACCGAGUGCGAGGCCAAGUUCUCUCAGCCCUCGGCGCUGAAGACCCACAUGAGAAUUCAUACAGGGGAAAAACCUUUUGUCUGUGAUGAAUGUGGUGCAAGAUUCACUCAGAACCACAUGCUGAUUUAUCAUAAAAGGUGUCACACAGGUGAAAGACCUUUUAUGUGUGAAACAUGUGGCAAGAGUUUUGCUUCUAAGGAGUAUUUAAAACAUCACAAUAGAAUCCAUACUGGAUCCAAACCCUUUAAAUGUGAAGUUUGUUUCAGGACUUUUGCCCAACGGAAUUCGCUCUACCAGCAUAUUAAAGUCCAUACAGGGGAACGUCCUUACUGCUGUGACCAGUGUGGUAAGCAGUUUACCCAGCUCAACGCUCUCCAGCGUCACCAUCGCAUCCACACAGGGGAGAAGCCAUUCAUGUGUAACGCGUGCGGGCGGACGUUUACUGACAAGUCCACUCUGCGGCGGCACACCUCGAUACAUGAUAAGAAUACUCCAUGGAAGUCUUUCCUUGUUAUUGUAGAUGGCUCACCCAAGAAUGAUGACACACACAAGACUGAACAGCCGGACGAAGAAUACACACCAUCCAAACUUUCAGAUAAAUUGCUGUCUUUUGCAGAAAAUGGCCAUUUUCACAACCUAGCCACAGUCCAAGCUAGUGUACCUGCCGUGCACGAGAACAGUUCUGCAGACACGGCUUGCAAGUCAGAUGAUUCUGUGGUGUCUCAGGACGCUCUGCUGGCCACCACCAUCAGUGAGCUUAGUGAGCUGACUCCACAGACAGACCCGAUGCCCACACAGCUUCACUCUCUCACCAACAUGGAAUGA
Puma concolor (puma) is the source of this 2148-nucleotide messenger RNA. The record is from RefSeq and is a predicted model, not a curated record. Lineage: Eukaryota; Metazoa; Chordata; Mammalia; Carnivora; Felidae.